Messenger RNA from Brassica rapa (field mustard), 7523 nucleotides. RefSeq lists its product as uncharacterized. The record is from RefSeq and is a predicted model, not a curated record. Gene Ontology annotation, molecular function: nucleic acid binding; RNA-DNA hybrid ribonuclease activity. Lineage: Eukaryota; Viridiplantae; Streptophyta; Magnoliopsida; Brassicales; Brassicaceae.
CACUGAAUGGAACAAAUGGUUAUGAGAUAUGUUGGAGAACAUGUCAUGCGGACUCUCUUGCUCUUGGUGGUAUGGACCGAUUUGGGUUGUUUCUCGGGUUUUCCGAACAGCUUGGAAAUCUAAAUAGAUUUGUUCUAGUAGAGAUUCUCGUUAUCGGCGGUGGUUUCUAUUUCAGAUUAAAUUCAAAGUUGAGUAUGGUAAUUCUGGUUGUUGAUAUGGACGCUCCAGUUAUUGAUGUUUUGAAUUUGAGACUAUGGUAUGUGUUUGGUUUUUCUGAGUUUUGGUGGUUAAGGAAAUGGUUAAGUAAUUGUUUUCAAGAAUUUUGUCUGGCUAGUAGUAUGAGAUCCUUUUGGAUGCUCGUGUUGGAAAAAUGUGGAGAGGGAGCUCGGGCAAAAGUACACAGGAAUCUAAUAAGGUUAAUCUAUGAUAUGGAUAUGAUAGGUGUCCUCAUGUAUUUUAAAAUUUGCUUUUCAGUGGCCCACUUCCUCAAUUUUUGGAGUUAUACGAUUUUUGUAAAAGGUACAAAAAUUGUCAGGAGAUGGGUAUGGCAGUGUCUAAAUAUAGUUUUAAAAGAAUGCAGAUAUUAAGCUGGAAUUGUAGAGGUAUGGGGAGUAAUUAUGCCAUUAAUUAUUUAAGAGAAAUUUGGCACAAACACAAACCGGCGUUUCUCUUUCUUUCAGAGACAAAGCAACAGUUUGAUUUUGUCCAGAAGUUUCAAUUCCAUUUUGGAUAUAAAUAUUUACACACGGUCGAUCCGGUUGGGAGGAGUGGUGGUUUAGCUCUUUAUCAUAGUUAUGAUUCCCCGGUGGAUAUAAUAUAUUCGAGCAAUAGAAUUAUAGACAUCGAAACGAGUUAUAAAGGGAAAAGGAUAUAUAUUUCUUUUGUAUAUGGAGAUCCUGUACAAGGUCUAAGGGAUCAAGUUUGGGAACGUCUUACACGGAUUGGUAUAACUAGAACAGAACCAUGGUUUGUGAUUGGGGACUUGAAUGAGAUCACUGGUAAUCAUGAAAAAGAAGGAGGAGCGUUAAGGCAUGCAUCCACUUUUGUACAAUUUAAUAAUAUGAUUGAAAAUUGUGGUCUUCUGGAGUUUCCAUCCUUGGGAAAUACUAUGUCUUGGAGUGGGAAAAGGCAAGAUCAUACGGUUCGAUGUAGAUUAGAUCGAGCUUUAGGUAAUACGGAGUGGCAUAAUUUGUUUCCAACUUCAUAUGUGGAAUAUUUGGGGAUGAUUGGUUCGGAUCAUCGACCCAUAGUUGCAAAUUUAGAUGAGAAACAAAUUAAGACACACAGACAAUUUAGGUUUGAUAAGAGGUGGAUUGGGAUGGAGGGACUUAUGGAAUCUAUCUCAACGGGAUGGGCAUUAAGGAACCAGAGGAAUACUACGAGGGUAGUUGAUAAGAUUAGUAACUGCAGGCAUGAGAUUUCGGUUUGGAGGAAAAAUAAUCCCCCAUAUGGAAAGGAAAAAAUAAAUACUCUCCAGAAGGCUUUGGAGGAUAUUCAGUGUGAUAAUACAAAAACUUAUGAAGAGGUACUAGAGGUCUCUAGGAAGCUAAAAGAAGCAUAUAGAGAUGAGGAAUUAUUCUGGGAACAAAAAUGUAGGACGAACUGGCAUGCCAAAGGGGAUCGCAAUACAAAGUUCUAUCAUGCUCUAACGAAGCAAAGACGGAUCCAAAAUAAGAUUGUGGGAUUACAUGAUAGUGCUGGCAAUUGGGUUACAUCGGAAGCAGAGGUGGAAGGGGUUGCGCUAGAUUAUUUUAAUGAUCUUUUCUCAACCUCUUUGCCAUCAGGUUGUGAAGAAUUUUUACAAGAGGUACCAACGCUGAUUACUGAUGAUCAGAACCGAUUCCUAACUUCCUGGGCAUCGGAAGAAGAAGUACGAUCGGCUUUAUUUUUAAUGCAUCCGGAGAAAGCUCCAGGUCCGGACGGAAUGACGGCCUUAUUUUUUCAACAAUCAUGGUCAAUUAUUAAAACAGAUAUUACCGAUAUGGUUAAUGAAUUUUUUAGGACGGGAUCCUUGGAUGAGCGGUUAAAUAUGACCAAUAUCUGUCUUAUUCCAAAAACGGCAAGGCCGAGUAGAAUGACGGAACUUCGACCUAUUAGUUUAUGUAAUGUGGGUUACAAAAUUAUUGCAAAGGUGAUUUGUCAGCGGCUGAAAGGGUUAUUGCCAAAUUUAAUCUCUGAAACACAAUCAGCUUUUGUGUCUGGGCGGCUGAUCUCAGAUAAUAUCCUGAUUGCUCAGGAGAUGUUUCAUGGGUUGAGAACGAACAAAUCAUGCAAGGAGAAGUUCGUAGCUAUAAAGACGGACAUGAGUAAGGCCUAUGAUAGGGUUGAAUGGCCUUUUAUUGAGGCGAUGUUACUAAAAUUGGGCUUUGCCCAGCGUUGGGUAUCUAGAAUUAUGGCUUGCGUUUCUUCAGUCCAAUAUAAGGUUCUGAUUAAUGGCCAGCCAAAAGGACACAUUGUCCCAAACAGAGGAUUAAGGCAAGGGGAUCCAUUAUCACCUUAUUUAUUCAUCUUGUGUACUGAGGCACUAAUUUCAAAUAUUAGGAAAAAGGAAGAAGCGAAACUAUUAACAGGCCUGAAAAUUGCGCGUGGUAGUCCGGCAAUUUCACACUUACUGUUUGCAGACGAUAGUCUUUUUUUCUGCAAAGCUAAUAGGCAAGAAUGUGGGGUUAUAUUACAGAUUUUGAAAGAUUAUGAGAGAGCAUCGGGGCAGCAAAUAAAUUUUGCGAAAUCGUCACUUCAGUUCGGACAUAAGGUUCCUGAUCUUGCACGAAUGGAGGUCCAACAGGUUUUGGGUAUCACCACAAUAGGAGGAAUGGGAACUUACCUAGGAAUCCCUGAAAGUUUGGGUGGAUCAAAGACUCAAAUUUUUGGUUUUCUGCAUGAAAGAGUAAAUAAUAAAGUUAAUAAUUGGACAAUUCGGUUUAUUACAAAGGGGGGAAAGGAAGUUUUAAUUAAAUCGGUGGCAUCACCUAUGCCAACUCAUGUGAUGUCUUGUUUUCGUUUACCCAAAACGGUUACCAAGAAACUAACGAGUGUGGUUUCUCAUUUUUGGUGGAGUGGCAGUGGAAAUAAGAAAGGGCUACACUGGUUUUCGUGGGACAAAAUGUGCAUAGAUAAGAAGGAGGGUGGCAUUGGCUUUAGAGAUAUUCAAAACUUCAAUACAGCUUUAUUAGCUAAACAGUUAUGGAGGCUAAUUGACAAACCUGAAUCUCUCUUUGCAAAGGUUUUUAAAGGACGUUAUUAUAGGAAAUCAGAUCCAAUGGAUCCUAUACGUUCAUAUUCUCCCUCUUAUGGGUGGAGAAGUAUUACUUCAGCUAGAUCUCUGGUUAAAAAAGGGCUAAUCAAAAGAGUGGGAACAGGUUCAAGCAUCUCAGUAUGGAAUGAUCCCUGGAUCCCCGCUCAACGCCCGAGGUCAGCAAUUCAAAAACUUCAGAAUCAAUAUUUGAAUCCAUUACUUAAAGUGGAGGAUUUAAUUAAUCCAGUAGAUCUCUCUUGGAAUCUAGAUUUACUCAAUGCAUAUGUUCACAAGGAUGAUGUAAGUAUUAUACGGAGUUUAGCUAUUAGCCGAAAUCCAAAACCGGACUCAUAUGGAUGGUUGUUUACGGAUCAUGGCAGAUAUACUGUUAAAUCGGGAUACCGGACGGAAAUUCUAUAUCCUGAUUUAGGAUCUCGACACAGUGAUAUGGGCCCCAAUGUUAAACCUUUGUUAGCUCAUGCGUGGAAACUUCAAUGCUCGCCAAAAUUACAACAUUUUGUGUGGCAAAUAAUCUCUGGUAGUCUACCAGUUACAAAGAACCUUCGUUUCCGAGGGAUCAAAUGUGAUUUACAAUGUCAUAUAUGUGGUGCAGAAGAAGAAUCGAUUAAUCAUGUGCUUUUUGAAUGUCCCAUUGCGCGCCAAACAUGGGCUUUAUCUAAUAUUCCUUCACGUCCGGGAGUUUUCCCUACCCAAUCUCUUUUUACCAAUAUGGAUUAUUUAUUUUGGCGGUUACCAAAGGAACCAGAUUUAACAUAUUUCCCAUGGAUAUUGUGGUAUAUUUGGAAAAACCGUAAUGCUAAGAUUUUUAAUAAUAAAAUUGGAAGUCCUCCUCAAUUUCUUCGGACUGCGGAGAUAGAAGGCACUUUAUGGGCUGAGGCACAGAUUAAAGAGGGUAUAAACAGGGGGUCUUCUUUUGGUGGGAGUCCUAAUUUACAAGGGGUAAACCGAUGUUAUGUUGAUGGUGCAUGGAAGGAACAAGAUCCUUUUACAGGGCAAGGAUGGUUCUACAGAAACGAAAGAUCCACUGAUACUAUGAUGGGUGCAAUGUCUAUUCGCAGGAGUCUAUCACCUUUACACGCAGAAUGUGAAGCUUUGAUAUGGGCGAUGGAGUGCAUGAAGACCCUACAUAUCUCAGAGGUGGUGUUUGCAACAGACUGCUCACAGUUGGUGAAGAUGGUGUCUACUCCAACAGAAUGGCUGGCGUUCACUACUCACAUGGAAGAGUUUCUACGAUGUAAGGAAUACUUCUCUACUUUCACUAUCCAGCAUAUUCCAAGGGCACAAAACACGAUGGCGGAUAAGAUAGCACGAGGUGCUAGGACUCAGCCUUCUGCUAUGGUUUAUGUUGACUCCGUUCCUCCGAGAUGGUUCUCGGCUCAGGAAUCUACUUAGUUUAGCUUUGCUUCUUUGUUGAAAAAAAAAAAAAAAAAAAGCUUUACAAAGAGUAAGUCUCGUUGAUUAAAAAAAAAAGAGAAAGUCUCAACAGUCUUGAUUCACAAUCAAAACCAAUAUCUGUGCUGAGACUUCUGUGUCGAUUACAAAGAGAGUAUAUUUUUGGCUGGGACUGCUAGAUAUGUUCAGUUGUCCUAAUCGUUGUGUCCAGUACAAUUCUAGGGUUGCUGAGGGUGCUAGAUAUGCCCAAUUGUCUUCGAAGUCAAUUUGUCCUUAAUCCAUAAUACAAAGACUAAGGACAAAUUGCCUUCGAAAACCAAAAAUUUUCUCAGAAACAAAUUCCUAACAAAGGGAGACUACUAGCACAACAACUAAAACAAACAAGCAGAGGUUGGAACCAAACCUAACAUUUGAUCAACAAAAAAACAAACAGAAGAUGAUGGUCAAACUGAAACAUCAAAGCAAAUAAACACCUUGAGAGCCGUUGACAGAAAAUCACCAAAUUUCGAAGAUGACUAACUCCUACAGUGAAUAGCACAUGAAAAUUACAGAGAAGAUAGUUUUAAUAACCAGCAAUAAAGACUGGAAGGGCGAAAUCAACAAAGAAGUGAUAUGGGAAUGUCAAAAAGAAGCCAUAUGAGAAGCGAGAUUCCGAUCAGAUCUCAAAGAAUAAUAGAAGGAGCGAGUUGAUAUCCGAACAGAUCUACUCACAAGGAUGAGACUAGAAUUUGAUCGAAACUAGAAUGGAUCCAAAGAAACAUACAAGGCCAUGACGAGGCUAGACAUCCAACGAAGAACCACCAAGAUGAUGAUUGCGUCUUGUAAUUAAACCUAACAGUGAUUAAAACUGUGCUAACUAAAAAUGGUUUAUGUUAGCUAAUUUUGCAUGUGCCAUGUCAACAUGUAUUCAGAGUUUAAUCACAUGUGGAAAUUAAUCACAUUUGACACAUCAAUACAUCUCAUCGUAGCCAUGUUAUAUUUUAGAAAUGAUCAAAUUAUAAUGCUUUUAUGUAAACGUAUUUUUAAUUAAUAGUACGAUGCUAAUUUAUUUUGUCUAAAUUAAAACUACAACUGUAUUAGCUUAGUCAUACUUUAUAUGAAAACAUGAAAAGUUUUAUAUGAAUAUUUUAUUUCUUGGGAUAUAUGAUUUAGCUUCCAGGCAUGUGUCGCCUUUCUAUUAGGAAAUAGUCCAGAAAGUUGGAUAUAUAUAGCUGUCGUAUGAAUGAUGAUUUUGAUAAUACAUAUUGAUCUUAAGUAAAAUAAUGAAAUUAACAUUUUGGUUCUAUGUGGGUGGCCAUACAUACAGCUGCGGCUCGAGAGUGUCCUCAAGAUCCUCCUGUAAUACAGAUUGGUCUUCUUGCUCAUUUGACUUCUAUUAUCCUUUUUAUAUGUCAAACUUCUAAUUUCUCAACUAAUUCAUCACUUAACAAUUAACAUAAACCCAUAUUGACAUGACUAUGAUGAUAUGUAUUGAUGUAUUGCAUUGAUGAUCAAUCAUGACAUCAUGUAUUCAUUUUAGUAGUGUAACAAAGUGGAAUUUUUUUACCAAAACAAAGUGGAAUUAAUUUGACGGCAUGAAACCAUACGUGUCGGAACAGAACAAAACGACAGAAGUUAGUGAAAGAAUCGAUAGAAGUCAAGGCAAUUUAAAUAUUUCAUGUUUCAUUACUUAAUUAUUUAGUAGAAAAUAAAUAAAAGGAAAUGAUAUAGAUCGAUCGAAUGCAUAUUAUUAGCAGCCUUCCACUGAAGAUGAUGCCAACUAAAUACAUACGUGCUUUACUUUGAGGCCAGCUCAUAUCUCAUCUCUAAGUGGUGAACAGAGGUCGAAAUUAUAAGUUUGCGUAAAGGGAGGGAGCAUUGUAGUUGUAGCUAAUCUCAGACCCCACCUUGGUAUCCAAUGGCAGCCAAGAAAGGGAGGAAUAAAACUGGAUCCGAUCCGGAGCUCCAUGUUAGCUGGAGUGCAGCCCUCAGGUUUUCCAAGUACAAGGAAACACGAAACAAGCGGUGUUCACUUGCAAGUUCGCCACGAGGAGUUGCAUAUCGUCGGACAAGGAACAACAGUCCAAAGAGAGAUAAGGUUGGUCCACAACGGUUCAUGACCUCUCCGGCUCACCGGUAGCGAUGGCUUCCAUGGUCACACCAUUCGUUCCAUCUCCAGGUUCGAACCGCGUGACGCGAUCAAGUCCCGGCGCGUGGCUUAUUCUCCGACCCGACGGUUGCACGUGGAAGCCGUGGGGACGACUAGAGGCAUGGCGUGAAACUGGUUACUCCGACGAACUCGGUUACCGCUUCGAGCUCUUCCAUGACGGAGUCGCCACCGAGGUCUACGCAUCGUCGUCUAUCAGUUUGAAAAAUGGCGGGAGUUUCGUUAUCGACGUUACCGUUGGGACAAACACGGCGGUCUCUACGCCGACAACGAGUCCUCAGGGAAGCUGUGAUCUCGGAUCCGGAUCUAGCGCCGGGUCGAGACCAUGAUCAGGAUCCUGGUCGGAGUUCGGAUAUCUACUGCCGCAGCACCCGGCGCAAAAGAGAGGGGUUUGUUAUGUUGGCUUCGGUGGAAGGAGUUGGGAAACGGAGAAAACCGGAGGUGGAAGUUGGUGCGACGCACGUGACAUGCACGGAGGAUGCAGCAGCGCACGUGGCGCUAGCUGCGGCGGUAGAUCUCAGUUUGGACGCUUGCAAGCUGUUUUCUCAUAAGCUAAGGAAGGAGUAGACAGCAAAGCCAGCUUGGUGUCGUUUGACGUAUAUUGCUUUGUCGUUUUACCGAUUCAUGAUGUCUUUUAGAAAAUGUUUAUUAAUUUAGGACUUUAGCCAACCAAUUAAAAUUGUUUGUAUAUUUCAUGUACAGCUAAAAUGACAGUAACAGCUUCUUAUC